This is a messenger RNA of Besnoitia besnoiti, 6279 nucleotides long. RefSeq lists its product as uncharacterized. The transcript has 10 exons. NCBI's taxonomy places the organism in Eukaryota, Apicomplexa, Conoidasida, Eucoccidiorida, Sarcocystidae. Bases 1 to 6279 code for a protein of 2092 amino acids. Gene Ontology annotation, molecular function: protein binding. Gene Ontology annotation, cellular component: cytoplasm. Gene Ontology annotation, biological process: organelle organization. The record is from RefSeq and is a predicted model, not a curated record.
AUGGAGCUUUUCGGUGAUCAGUACCUGCGUAUUACCAUUGCACUGCCCACUCCGGCGGCUUGCGUGGCGUUAGCGCCUGGCCCCUCGGCGCAGAAUGGCGAAACCACGCGAAUGCAGGCGACUGUAGCCUCCUCCCCUACUGCCGCGGGAGUCGCGGGUCAACGUGCAAAGAGUGCAGCAAAGCGUGAACAAGACAGGCACGAAUCUGAAUCUGAGGCUCAGAUCGCCCGCAGGUCGUCGAGCCAUCCACGGCAAACGGAUGGGAGCGAUCAGGCAUCCACUGACCACUCGCAGGAGAGGUUAGCAGACAGUUCUCCGCCGGCCACGUCCCAAGCUUCCGCUGACAACGCGUCUCCUCUCCUUUCCACAGUGACGGCAGAGGUCGCCUUCAGCGAGACAGUUGCCGACCUGCGGUGGGUGCUCUUGGAGCUGCUGCCGUCCUGUUUUUUCACCAAUUACGACAUUUUCUUCAAAGGCGAACGCGUCGAAGAAAAUGUCUCUUUCUCGGCUCUUUCAGUCGAGGCAGGAGAUGUGUUUCACCUCGUUCCCUCGCUAUACGACGAAAAAUCUGUCCGCCUCCACAUUCGACGCUUUCAAGAAAUCACGGUGAACGCGUCGGUUCUCCUCAUGCAAGGACUGCCUGAUCCUGCGGACCCUGCGGGGCCGUACGGAACGUUCCUGAAACCUCUCGUUCUUCUCGACUCGUCUCAGUUCAUGCAGGACAACUCCCCGCUGUGGCUGCGGGGCGGCUCCGGCGCGCACGAUGCCAACGCGCAUCAGCCGUUCCUCGAGUUGCCUGCCGACGACGUAGAGGAGGAUCAAGACGAAGAUGCGGAAAAGGAGUUGCAGGAAGGAGACGACGCUGAAGCAGAUAAACAAGCGAGGCACUGGGCUGGUGCUCAUGACCGGAAGUCGGGGACGGGGCCCAAGAGAGGAGCGCGAAGGGGCGGAUCGAACGGAAGGCCUCAGGAACGCACUCCCGCCGGCGCGACGGAGAGCAAGAAUGUCAGAAGGGGGAGUCAUGGCAACAACACGAAGCAUAAGCGCGUGAAAGGCCAAAGUCCGGCAGCCGCAGACGACACCACCGGGAAAACCGCCAAGGCGAUCAAUCUAACUCGUCUCCUUUUCCGAGAUGAACUGUAUGGUGGUUCGAAAGACAAAGCCGUCACGAGUAUGGAAGACCGAGACUGGAAGGAAGGAGCGUCGGCGAGAAGAGAACAUGAAUCUGCACAGAUUCAGAGAACGAAGAGACUUUCCACCUUCUUGCUCAAAUCGCCCGUCACGCUGAAGCCGCGAAAGAAACCCAAGUCCUUCAUCUCGCUGCACACGAGUGAUUUGAACCCUCCGCCCCCGAGCCGCCGCCUCCAGGGAGAUCUGUGGUACCUCGAGUUGUGUACUCUGGAGCACAAGACACUUGCCAUCGUCUGCCGAGAGGAAGGGUUCUCGGUUUCCUCGAUAUGCGGGAAGAAACGCGGUGCAGACAGUUUUGGCGACCAGUCUUCGGGUCGGUCGCUGGAGGCCCUCUUUCCUCCUAAUCGCGUCGCCUGCCCUCCCGAAGGCCAUACGACGUUGCCGGCGGACAGCGAUCAGGGCCAGUUGCUCAUUUUCCAUACACUAAGCGAUCUGCUGUGCGCAUAUAGCCCAGCGUACCGAGAAACGUUGCCUUCCCUGGCUCCGCCGCAACUCGACACGGAUCUGCCGUACCACGUCAUGCCCGCUCUGCAGGCGCACAAUCACUUCUUAGCGACAAAGGAAGAGGAGCAUAAGCCUGAUAGUAGCCGGCUGGAGGAAUAUCUCGAGAAAGGCGCGGGUGUCGACCCGUGGGAGGAGGAACGGCGGUGGAGCGAAGAGGUCGACGCGCUUCGCAAUAUGCCUGUCGAGACUCUGCAAGACCACAUCGAUUUCGAAAAGGCGUCUUUCAAGCUUUUCGUUGAGUUCCAGCACUCUGCUCUUCAAGCAGCCAUCAAUGUUCGAGAGGGACGCAUAGGCGGACCAGGCACUUCUGAAGCAUCGCAUUCCCCAGCGUCGCCGGUGUUUGACGAGGCCCAGGUGAAUUCGUUGUGCAUGCAAAGCGAAUCCUCGUCGAUCGCCCUCUCGUCUGACCAAAUCCAGAGAGGGCGACAGGCUCCUGCUGAUGGCCUGAUGGUGCCUCGCUCUGACUGUGCAACUGAGCACCUUGCGUUCUGGGGACAAAUGGCCAUCGAGAAAGCUGGUGACCGCCCUCUUCUGUUGGGAGGACAAGUCGGACGCGACGCAAGUCAACCCCAAGACGAAUGUGCCGCCGAUGUUACCAGCAAGAGCAGUGAAAAUACGCAAGAAGAUGUUACGGGGAGGGGAGGUAGCAGCCAGUCCUCGUCCGACGUCGCGAACAAGAGAAACCGGAGAGACUGGCGCGAACUGAAAGCAGAGACACGCGCGUACGAGCUUCUGGAACUCUUACACGCAUAUCAGCGAAAGAAGGCGGCGUCAGACCAGCAAUGUAAACGCAGGGGAAGCGAUCCGGAGGCGAACACGCAGCAGGACCCUGCCGCGGCGGUGGGAGGCCUUGCCAGGGCUAGUGAAAACUGCUGGCAAAUUACCGCCCCGUACGCCCUCCUCAUUGACUAUGCUGGCUGCAGACUCCGAUGCCAGAGCGUGUCGCCGAUUCAACUGCUCGCAGCAAAACAGCGGAAGACAGUGGCGAAACGAAACUGUGACAGAGCAUCUGGCGGCCAGUCAGGAGAGAAUAAGAAGACGCACGGAUCCGAAGGGGUGCAGUUAAACGGAGGCAAGCAUGAAGACUAUCAAAUUCCCAGCGCGCUGGAUUUGAGUUUGUUCGGGGAUGUGCUCGGACUCAAGAUCCAUCACCUGCAAGACCCCGUAUCGGGAGAAACUGAAAGCCGUCUCCUCCACCGGGACGCAAGGUGGAUCGAGGACCCUCAAGAGAGGCAGCUCCACCUGCUCAGUCUGGGGUCUCUGUGCCCUGUAGACGUAAGCCGCCACGGCCGCGAUGCCGCGGGCGUGACAGAGACCCGACAAGGCGAGACUGGUCAGGAUCAGACGAAGGCACGGAACGCUGAAGCCGGAUGGCAGAACGAGCGAACGGGGACGCACAACACGUUUGAAUGGCUGCGGCCAGAGUUAAUGAGUGCAUACCUCCUUUUCCAGCAGAAGCGGGAUGAACAGAAAAGGGUCACAGAGAGUCCGCAACAGGUGGAGGGGGCCCCGCACCUCAAGGACGGCGCAAGUCAACCUGCAGGGGGUUUGGGACAUCCGUCCGACAGCGCGGCCGAGACAUCGACGACGGCUGCCCACACACCCGCUGCCGAUGGCUCGCCGAUUUCCGUUUACGCGGCAGCGCCUGGUUCGUCGGAUUGCGGUCCCGCCCCUGCUUGCAAAGUACAGAAGGCGUGUAAAAAUAUGGACACACCUCAAGCCCUGAAAGACGAACUGCGCCUUCGCCUGGAGCACGAGGUGUGCCGCCGCGUGCCGCUUCUUCCAGCGUUCUUCUCCGAAAUGCAAGCCUGGUACAAGGCCGACCUGGGCACCGGAUUCUUCUUCCAGUCGGGCUCGCCGUUUGCGUCGACGCUCAGGGAGAAGACGCGCGAAGCGGCGGCCCACAUUCUCUUCAAGUGCGUUGAACUCACGCGCUCACACCAGCGUGCAGCACUCGUCGAACACAGACUUGAAUACGACGCAAUCAAGAGAGAGCUCGCAGCUCGAGGCGGCCUCGCGUUCCCUCAGGACGCAGAACGGGCUAGCCAGGCGGCUGCUGCGGCUGACCCAGCCACAGCGGAGCGGAACAGCGCUUGCGACAAGGAUGACGCUGCGGGCAAGCGGACCUCACACCACGGACAGGUAGAACAGAGGGAAAGCCUGAAGAGGCAAGAUGGCCUCAAUGCCGAAGCUGGAGAGGGUGAACAGAACGAAGGCGCCACAGGCGCAUUCGCGGUGACAGACGAAGAUCGAGACAUGAUGGAGCUGCUGGGUCAAGACAUCAGUUUGCUUGACCCUUCACUUGAUCUCGAGGAGAGGUCCAGGCAGAUGGCGGAUCAACUGUGCAGUAUGGCGUUUUUCACCCCCUCGUCGUCACACGCUAACGAGGAGGCCAGCCCGCACGGCGUCGCAAGCGCAGUCUCUCGGCUGUUCAACUUGAAUGUCACUCCGCAGUCUGGAGAGAAAACAUCGCCGAGCUCCCACCUCUCUGCAUCGGACCACUCUGUCUUGGAGGAAGCAGCGAAUUACUUGCACGCAGUCGCGAUUCCUUUGGUGGCUACACUACUUGGCCAGAACUUGUGCGUGACCCCGCUGGAGUCGUCGUCUUUGAAAUCGUUCUUCCAUUCGUUUGGCGUCAACAUGCGCUACCUCGGAGUGGUGACGCAGCUUGUUGAAACCAACCAAGACGUGGAGAUCUCGGCCGAUCCAGAGCUCGAGGCCGCUGCGUCUUCCGACGCCCCCAGUUUGGCUGUCCGGCUUCUCCAGGUGGAGUUGACUGUGAGAGCAGCGAAAUGGUGCUUCUCGUCAUUUCUGUCGCCCCUCCGCGUCGGCCAACUCAGCCCGGCAAUCGCGCACCUUAUGUCGUGUCUCUUCUGCCCGCCGGCUGUCCAAUAUCCGUCGAAGAAGUUCCCGCUUCCGUCUGCGCUUCGGCGCGUGUUCUCCGCAACUUCCGGGUGCUCCACGCUGCCCGCGGCGCCACGCGGUGCUUCGUCGGGAGAGAGUAAGCCGCUGAGUGCGGCGUCGAAGCACGAGGCAGCCCUCUGUGGACUGGCUGAGUUGACGCCGGAGACGUUGUGGGGUCUCAUUCGACAGCGAAUUCGAGAGCACUUCGGGUAUGACUCUGUGCCGGUGGAGCGCUCAAGCUGGAGGUGCAUGCACUCGCCAAGCGGACGAUACGCUGUGCUGCGGGGUGUGGCAAGCGCUCUCGGAAUUCAGAUGAAAACAGGAUGCCCGCUGAUGAGCGUCCUUGGCGCCAGCUCGUUGUGGGAGCACUGGGGAUUGGGCGAGGAGUGGAAGCAACAGGCAGGCGAGGCAGGUGCGGGCGCGGGGGUCACAAAUGCAGACCGAACGGCGCACGAAAACUCGAUGCCGGACGAAGCUAAACCGGUUGCCGGGGCUUCCAACUCGGAAGUGUCGACCCACGGCAUGUCAGACCUGGAUUUCGCCUCGCCUGUUUGCGCGUCUCCCACUGGACAUCGAGGGAAGGAACGAGACGCUGCUGUCUCACAACAGAAGGAACCAAGGCCUGCAUCUGUGGUAGCGAAGAACGCGGACUCCCACGCCGCGAAAAGUGGAUGUGUUGAUCUGCACCCUGCCUCGGGUGGUUCGGGUCUUUCCUGCUGGCGAGCUGGGGGUCCCGCCCUCAUGUCUGCGGGUUGCUACUGGGCGCCGCUGAGACAGGAAAGCAUUGUCCAGCUGUUCCCGGUCAUUAAGAGAGACCCCGUCGUCUCGCAUCUCGCGCGCCACUUACUGACUGCAGCCACUCAGUGCUAUGUGUUGGGCUGGCUGGACGUCGCGCUGGAGCUCUUCCAACAAGUUCUCUUCGUCGUACACCAGCUCACGGGCGCAGUGUGCAGGGAGGCCGCGCUCUGCUACGCCGGCAUGGGCGAAGUCACCCUGUCUCUGCAGGACUUCCUGAACGCGGCGAACAAUUUCCAGAAGGCGUUGAUCUUGACGGAGAGGUGUAUGGGUCCGGACCAUCCAGACACUAUCGAUCUGCAUGCAGGCUUGGGUCGAACGCUGGUUCACUUCCCCGGACGCGAAUACCAAGAAAGAGGCCUCCAGCAUAUCCAUCGCGCCAUCGUGCUUUUGCGGCUGUGGAGUGGUGACGUCCCCCAUCCUGAAACCCCCCUGCUCUUGGUCACCGCGGCCAAGUGCCUGCUAAAGGUCUACGGUCCCGCGUGUGCGAGUCACCUGCCGGAGUAUUUGGAUGGAGCCGUCCAGCUGGCCAGACGAGUUCGGGGCAUGGGCCCCCAGUUCGUUGCAGAGAUCCACAGCGACUGCUCCCAGAUUUACCAGGCGCUAGGAGACUUCCGCAACGCCCUCGAGCACUGGCGUAAUGCAAGCCAGCUCAUCGCCUCUGACCCCUCUGUGGACACAGAGAGAACGAGGGAGCUGGACGAGCGACUACUCUUUCUUACCCAACAAGCGGUGUUGGCGGCGAAGCGAAGAAAACACGAAGAAAGCCAACGCGCCGAGCUCCUUCACCGACUCCGCACGGUCGUGACGCUCAAGCGCCACAACGGAUCGCCUCCAGCGGGGGUGGCACAAACUACGGCGCGUCUUCCUGUUCAGAUAGCAUAA